AUGUGGCGGGACUCGGGAUCCUCGUCAGAAGAUUCCGAGAAGGAUGUGAAUGGAGAGCCUGAUAACUUUCUGGAAAAAUGCCAAAAUGGGCUAUCGAGUAGCGGCGAAAAUCGGGAAGGCGGCGCUCGAUCAAGUUCCAGCGACUCUGGAGCAGCUGAAAAAGACAGCGAGUAUGAACAGAGUGAUCAAGGUUUGUUCUACAUCCGUUUUUGAUUCAAAAAGUCAAAUAAAAUAAGUUGAUCGGAGUAAAAACAAUUAUUAUGAAAUGGAAACAUGGAAAAGCUUUUGAUAGUCAGCCGUUUUUGCCAGACAAUUUAUUUUACGAGAGUUUUUUUUUCUUCAACCUAACUUCCUCCUUAUCACGGCAAGAAAACUUAUAUUAAAUUUUUCACUCUUGGCUUAAAAAGCAUACAUGAGUAAACGGUUUUUCAAGCCUCUUUUUUUAAAACUUCUCCCAAGUUUUCGUAAAUCAAAGGCAAGACUUCCUCCCUGAGGUUAAAAGCCAAUUUAUUUAUUUUUCUCGUUAUUUUUAAUAAUAUGACUUCUUUUCUCGGUCUAAUUGAGUUAUGUACUUAAUAACGUAUAAAGAGACGAAAAUCAAAAUAACACUGAUAACAAAUGAUCGAUUCGAGCCCUUAUUUUUGUUUAUCGAACCCAACAAGCUAUUCUAAAGAGACCUAACUUUGAAAUUUCAUGCUUGUGCCGAGAGUUUUAUUUUCUAGGCUUUUUUAGAAAUAAUUUUCCUGCUUUACCAUGAUAAUUUUUUUCACAGACGGUGCAAAAAGUGCGCAAAGCUCAGCUUCUUCCGCGGAAAAAAACGAUGAAGAAAGCUCCGACGAAUAUGAACAGGCGAAAGCACGCAAAAGAGGCAUGGACAAAAAAACGAAAAAGGUUUGAGCGAAAAAGGUGUUUGGUUCUGAAAUCACGUAGCGGUCUUUUUAUAAAUACCUAGUCUCUCUCAUUGAAUGGUUCACGAGAAUUAUUAAGUUCCUUAGUCAAUCGAUAGCUUAGAAAAUUGAGAAAAUUAAAUCUCUGUAUUUAUUCAAGAACAUCGGGAUGUUGAAAUAAGACUUUUUUCAUCACAAUUUUUUCCAACAAAGAAACAGAUUUUUUUUUUUGAAAUUAGGUCCAUAAAAAUAUUGGUUUAUGAUGUUUUUUUAUUUGUUUGAUAAUAUAGCCCUGGUGCUUGAUGGUCAAUUUUUGGAUCAGAAAGAUGGUCAAUUCCAAAAUUGUUUCUGUUACAAUCCUGAUUCUCUUCGAGCUUAAUUUUUCGCAGGAGCCAUUCACGCAGCACUUACUUCUUUUCGCAGAAAUAUUUCAAACGUUUUUUUUAGUUGCUCGAAGAUGAAAAUUUGCUGCGACGAUCGCAACGGGCCAAGCCCAACAAAAGCAACGACUCCGAAUCAGAAGUGACCUUUUUCAAAUCCAUGUUGAUAUUUUUAUUCUCUUAUUCAGGACCAACGAAGCGGAUCCGAAGACGGAUGGAGCGAUUCUGGAAGCAAAAAAAGAAAGACAAGGAAACUCACCCGAAAAACCAAGGCGAAAAAUAAAGUCAUCCGACGAGUUGCCACGAAAGUGUCUGUAGAUUAUACGGAGAAAAGCACUGAUGAAGAUGUAAGUUUUGAAAAUCUUGUUUGAUUUGAUAGACAAUUUUGCCCGCUUACAAUUUUUGUCUUAAUCUGGUCUAUCAUCUAUGUUUUCAAGGUCGAUGAAUAUCUAUCUAAUUGAGACGAAUCGAAAAAAAAAUGUUCUGAAAUUUCUCAUUUUGCACACAAUUUUCUUAUUUCUCGAGGCUCAACACCGCAGCGCUCUCUUAAUAGAUGCAAUUUUGAGGUCGAUGAAGACGAUGUCCUUGAGUGGGAAGAUGAGAAGUCUGUGGUCCCAGAUGCUAGCGUUUCUGGGAGCAAUCCUUCGGAGUGCGUCGAAAGGGUCAGUCUACCCCAAUGUUUCCCUACAAAUUCUGAAAUAAUAGCCAAAAAUCUUCAUUUUUAAUUUUUUUUUUUGUGAAAGUUAAACCUUUUCUGAUUGAGAGAAUAGAAAGUUUUUUUAUGGCAAGUAUUACAGAUAAUCAAGUGGCGAACGGGUGUAUCUGGGGCCACUGGCUCUCAAACGACUUGCUAUAACGUCGCAGAAAAGGGCGACCCUAACGAAGCCGAUGGCGAGAAGAAAGAGCCGCAGUUCCUCAUCAAGUAUUCCGAGAAAAUUGAAAAAGCUGAAAGAAAUUCAAAAUAAUAUGCAGAUGGAUAGGGUGGAGUCAUAUGCACAACACGUGGGAGUCCGAAGGUUCCCUGCUCUCCAUGGGCGCCAAGGGAAUCAAAAGAGUUCACAACUUCAUCAAAAGACAACAGGACAUCGACAGCUGGUUUGUCAGGGGAAUACUAGUUGAUUGAGAAUUUAUUUGAGGCGUCGAACUGCCGACAAGGAAUACAUUGAGUUUUUCGACUGCGAGCAAGUGAUGGCCGAAGAGUUGUGCGAAGAGUACAAAAUCGUCGAACGGAUCGUCGCUCACCAAGUGAUCCAUUCCCCAUUAAAAUGUUCAUUCCUGGCUGCUUGCAGUGCUCUCGCGAAAAAGCGGCAGAUGGGAGCGAAACGACAGAAUAUUUCGUGAAAUGGAAUGGUUUGCCGUACUCGGAGUGCACUUGGGAGGACGAAAAGCUUUUGCCAAAGGAGAAAAUCGACGAGUACCACACGAGGCUGGAGAAUUGCCGAACUCCUUGCAAAACUGCCCAGGUUCCUUUUUCAAGCUGUACUUCUUCUUCCUACGCUUUGUUUUUGAAAUCCACAUUUCUUGCUUGGGGAUCGAACUGGUGACCCUGUAAACCAUAGACAAGCACAAAACCGGUUGCGCUACGAUGCGCCCUUUUCUCAAGCUCUACUUAACUUCUUAAUCGACGAAAAAUAUCAGAAUCUCAGGAAUAGCGCAAAAUUGAUACGAAACAUAUUUUAGUGGAAAAGACUGAAGAAAUUAAUUUUUAUCAUGCUCACUAUGAAUCGACAAUUUCUUCGUUAUUCUGCCUGGGAUGUUAAAAAAAAAAUAGCGUACCCCGAAAAAAGUGAACUUUUCGUUGAUUUUUUCGUUGCACGCCGCGUUGGACCUGAAUGGCAUGCAUCCCUGGGGCGAUCGGUCGGAAAUUAAAAAUUUUUUUUUGAGCUACCGUAACACCCUAGGAUGAAACUGUAGAAAUGGUUAUAUUGGGGAACUAACCACUUUGAAAUCGUGUACGGAAUAAGUACCUUAAUAGGCAUUUAAAGCUAAACGGGGUACACCCCUGGUUACACUGCGGGGUGCACCGAGAGUUUGACGCGGGGUGCACCGCAACUUUUGUACUACGAUUCAUACUACAGGUAUUGCGGAAACGGCCGCGGUUUGUGAAAAUGGAGGAGAUGCCGUCGUUCCUGAAGCCCAACGAGCGACGGCAGGAGCUGCGUGACUACCAGCUCGAAGGCCUCAAUUGGAUGCUCCACGCCUGGUCCAAACACAAUUCUUCGUUCGUUUAUCGCCCUCUUUCCCGCAUUGACAGCGUGUUGAAGGAUCUUGGCCGAUGAAAUGGGUCUUGGCAAGACGAUACAGUCGAUCUCCUUCCUGGCUGCUCUUUUCCAUCGUCAUGACCUGGCGGGACCUUUCCUCGUCGUCGUCCCGCUCUCGACGAUGGCAGCCUGGCAGAAGGAGUUCGCCCAGUGGGCUCCUGCCAUCAACCUCGUCACCUACAUGGGCGACGUCGUCAGCAGGGAGCAGGUCAGUUAGCAUUCAUAAAAGCGAAAGACCUCCUCUUUAGAUUCGUCAGUACGAAUGGUAUCUGGGCGGCACCAAGAAAAUGAAGAUCAACGCGAUUUUGACGACAUACGAAAUCCUUCUAAAAGACAAGGUAACGCAGAAAUAAUCGUUCGUUUUUUUUUGUAUUCACCCGUCAGGUGAUGGAUAAAUGAUGGUUCGUCAAUAGAGGGUUAGAAUUGUUCGAACAAUAUUUUUUAGUCCAGAAAUACAAAAAUAAAGUGUUAUAGUCGUUCUUGGGGUCGGUGGACUGGGCGGCGCUACUGGUUGACGAGGCACAUCGACUGAAAAACGACGAAUCCUUGUUGUACAAGUGCCUCAAGGACUUCCGCUGCAACCACCGGCUGCUCAUCACCGGAACGCCUCUUCAGAACUCGCUCAAAGAACUCUGGGCGCUCCUCCACUUCAUCAUGCCCGACAAGUAGGCGUCCGAUUCACACCUUAAACCGGUUCUGGAUAGGUUCGAGAGCUGGGAACAGUUCGAACAGGAUCACAACGACAAAGAUCACAAAGGCAUCUCGGCGCUUCAUCGCAAGCUCGAGCCAUUCUUACUUCGGCGUGUGAAGAAGGACGUGGAGAAAAGCCUCCCUCCGAAGGUCCGUCGAUCCGUUUCUUUUUGCUCUAAACUGAGUUUCAGCUGGAGCAAAUCCUCCGUGUGGACAUGACCGCCAUGCAGAAACAGUACUACAAAUGGAUUUUGACCAAAAAUUAUCGCGAACUUUCGAAAGGAGUCAAAGGCGAGUUUGGCGAAAGUUUAUCUUUAUUUGAAAGCGGCUGACGUUUCUAUCACAAGAUCCAGGAUCGUAUAAUUUGUACUUUAUAAUGUAAAGGAACAUAAGUAUGGGUUUACCAUUUAUUCGAUGGAUAAUCUUUACGUUUUUUUAGGUUCAGAGUAGUCUUGAAAAUUUUUUUCGAAGAUCAAAUUUAAAAGCUCAGGCGAUUCCAAAAAAGGUGUUCGGAAGGUAACCAGCAGGUGGUUGGAAGGUGAAUGGAAGCUAAAGAAGGCCUUAGUAAGGUGUUCAGAAGGUAGUUGGAAGGUAAAAAGUUGAAAAUGCCUGUCAGAAGCCCUCCAUCACGCUACUGGAAAGUGAAUAGAGGUGUUCGGAAGGUAUAAGUUCGACCACUUGCUGGAAACCUUCCAAAAGGAAGCUUCCUAACUUUUCCUUGAGAGGGAAUUUUUUUUUUUACCUCCCUGUAAGUGUACCUUAGGACCUCCUGACUUCAGAACAAAAAAAUUUCUCGCAGUAGAUCUCGUUUUCCAGUUAGGACACUUCAAAGUUUUGAAAUAGCGCUUUUUUCUCAUAAUUUGUGUAUUUCGGAGAUUUUGAAGCUUCACAACUCGAAAACGAGAUCUAUUGCAAGAAAAACGCUCCCUAAUUGGGUUUUUAACAGGGAAUUGAGACUUCAGGAAUAUUCUGUAAAAUUUAGGCUCAAUAAACGGUUUCGUGAAUCUGGUGAUGGAGCUGAAGAAAUGCUGCAACCACACCUCCCUCAUCCGCCAGUACGACAACAUCGAGUCCGACGCUCAGGCUCGACUUCAGGUGAGACAGCCCUUUGUUCUCCUGGGUAAUCUGCUUUCUCAGCAACUAUUGAAAUCGUCGGGAAAGUUGAUCCUCCUCGACAAACUUCUCUGUCGCCUCUACGACACCGGCCAUCGGGUUCUGAUUUUUUCGCAGAUGGUCAUGAUGCUCGACGUCCUCCAGGAGUAUCUUCAACUCCGGCGGUUUCCAUCUCAAGUUGGUUUCAGGACGGAGGAUAGUGAGAUAACAUUUUUCCAGAGAUUGGACGGUUCAAUGCGCGCGGAUAUGCGCAAGCAAGCUCUGGACCAUUUCAACGCCGAGGGCUCCACGGACUUUGCUUUUCUGCUCUCGACCCGCGCCGGUGGCCUCGGAAUCAAUCUAGCCACUGCGGAUACUGUACGGCUAUUAGGAAAUCCUUAUAAAAUCUUCGUUGCCCUAGGUCAUAAUUUUCGACUCCGACUGGAAUCCUCAAAAUGACCUUCAAGCCAUGUCGAGAGCUCAUCGCAUCGGACAGACGAGACAGGUUUCCAAAAAGACGAAAACUGAUAUUAGAAUCUUACAAGAAUAAAAUGCCAAUAGAAAAUGAACGGGUUCAGUCGGUUUUUCCAAGGAAAGGCUACUUUAAACUCUGCUUUUUCUUUACUUCUUUACUUCUUUUUUGUUUUCUCUGCGCCCUCCUCGCCUAUCCACGACCCUCUCUUGUUUACGUUCUAUUUUCGCGUUUUUCUGACAUCGCCGGUGAGGGAACAGAGAGUCGCAGACAUUCGAAAACUGUCAAGUCGCGAAAAACGGGCUAUAGAAAGAACAUCUGAAAUUGGCAUUCACUUUCAAAAAUUAGGAAGUUGGAUGAUUAUCAGGUUCUUAUUCAUUCCCUGCCACAUGAAGUUUUUUGAGAGCAUUUCCCGAAAGUUUCAGAGCCCAAACUACUGAAAAAAGUUACAAUUUUUAAAAUUUCCAGUUUAUUUCAGUGGAAAUCAAGACGUUCAAGAAGAGUGAAAAAGUUAACAAAAAACUGAAUCUUUGAAUUCAAUCUAAAGUUCAUAUUAACCUCCAUGUUUCGCAAGCUUCACGAUCAAAAAGAAGUUGAUCUCAGGUGAACAUCUACCGACUCGUCACGAAAGGGUCCGUCGAGGAGGAAAUCGUAGAGAGAGCCAAGCAGAAACUGGUCCUGGACCAUCUUGUUAUCCAACGGAUGGACACGACCGGCAAAACAGUUGAUUUCCCCGUUUCAAAGCGUUUCAUCCAAUUUUUUUGAGGUUUUGUCAAAAUCGUCGGCGACUGGAAGCGUUCCUUUCGACAAGCACGAGCUGAACGCCAUCCUCAAGUUUGGUGCCGCCGAGCUGUUUAAGGAAAAAGAAGGGGAGGAACAAGAACCCGAGGUCGACAUUGACCGAAUCCUCAUGGGCGCCGAAACGAGAGAGGCCGAAGACGCCCAAGUUCGUCGUGCUGAAGAUUCUGAUCGCAUUAUCUGCUUUUCAGGGAAACGAUAACGAGCUCUUGAACUCCUUCAAAUACGCGACCUUUGCAUUCGACGAAGAGAAGGACAUUGCUGCGGCGACGCGUGAAGCCGACAAUGCCGAGUGGGACGCCAUCAUUCCCGAGGAGGACCGUCGACGCAUCGAGGACGAGGAGAAAAUGAAGGUUCCUCCUUCCCCACUACAACCCUUUCCUUUCUUCCAAUUUAACCGUUUAGAAAUCGUGUGCGCAAUUAGUACCUUAAUAGACAUUUGAAGCUAGCCGGAGUGCACCCAGAGUCCAACGCAGAGUGCACCGCUACUUUUGUUAGAGUAGACAGUUUUAAGAACCCUCAUAAGCUCAAUAAGUGAAAGUUCAAUACUAACGUAGGAAUUCAUUUUUAAACGCCUUUUUCCUGCACUAAGAAGUAGUUGAAAGAUUUUUCUACGUUCUCAAUUUAGUUCAAAACCUUUCAAUUUUUUUUUUUUGCGAUUUUACACAGUUAGAAGUGCACAACGAUAGAUGAAUGUGAAUAGCAUUGAAACUUGCGAAAAAAUUUUUUUUAAUGUUUGAGAGAUUCCUUUCAUUUCUCGCGUUUUCUUCGAUCUUUUUGUGUAUUAAACAUAGUUUUAAGGCCCUCGCCGAAAUAAAUCUUGCUCCGCGGGUGAGAACGAAGGCUUUGGUUCCGCUCGGAGCGCAAGAGAACGGUUCGUCCUCCAGCGAAGACGAGGAUGGCGGCAAAAAGAAAAAGAAAAAGGUCGCACAAUUUUCUUUUAUUUUUAAUAGUUUUCGGUUCAGCCUUUCGGAGACUUCUCAACUCAAGAAAUCAAGAGAUUUGUUCGAUCGAUUCGAAAGUUCGCGCAGCCUCUGGAAAGGUUCUUGUUGGCCACCCUGCCUUGUAACCUUGAAAAAAAAAGAUUGGAAGCGUUGGCCCAAGACGCGGAGCUCGAAGAGCACAGCACCGGCGAAUUGCACCGACUGGUCGAAGCGCUGUUGGAAGGCUGUGCGAAGGCUGCGGAAGAGUACAAGAAGAAGGAAAAAGAUGAAGAUAAAAAGGUGUUUUUGUCUGAAAAGAUUGAUCAAAGGCAGUGUUCUAGGAGAACGAGAAGAAAGACAAAGGUCCCAACUUCAAGUUCGCUGGGGUGGAAGUCAACGUGAAGCAAAUCAUGAAGAGCCACGAGGAGUUGGAGCCCCUCCACGCAGCUUUGUCUGAGCCUUCGAAAGCCUCCUCCUGGCAACCGCCGAGAAGUGCGCGGCCCCAGAAGGUUCGUUCUUAUCUGAUACUUCAACCAAUUUUACCUUUUUUUAUACAAAAAUGACUCGACUGUGAGAUAACCGCUUCUCAUUUUUUAUGAAAACAGUUUUGACGAGCUUGAAAUUCUUGAAUCGGUGUUAAACAAUAUAACUGCUCAUUUAACUUGGUCGAUCAAAGUUUUAGUUCUUUCUCAAAAGCUUCCUGAAUGAUGUACGUCUUUCAGAAAUCUACCGCAGAAUACGAUCCCUUAACUCCGUUUAUAAAAAACAAUGAAAGAUUAAAAGUUUUUUUUUCUCAAAUUUCUAUGCCUUUUUGUUGCUUUUUGAAAAAAGGUCAUUUUUAUUAUAAGUUGGUGAGGAUUUUUAAAUGAGCUUGAGCAAUUUUUCAAUAAAUACUAUUAGUUGUAUCACGUGGAAAUUUCCCUGUGGAAAUUUCAUUUUUUUAUUUAUUUUUUUAAUUUUUUUACAAACGUGAUCAUGCGGUAGCAUUAAGAAACUUCAAACCAUCAUGUCUUCGUGUCUAGAAAUGAAAUUUUACGUACAGUACUGUCAGAAAAGAUGCGAAAAAACGCGGCUUUGGUCACAACUUUCUUUUCCUGAAAGUUUCUGAAGCUGAAUUUUUUUUCUGUGAACUGAAACUUCUUCAGAGUGUUAAAAAUAACAGUCAUCACAACUCCAGAAAGUUUCAGAAAGAUUGAAUUUCUUACAAAAAUGUGACCUGAACCCCGUUUUUCGUAUCUUUUUUGAAGGUACUGUAUAUAUGAAACAUCAAUGAACUUCCAGAAAAUUUAGAAAACGCAGAUUUUAUUUUCAAAAAAAUAAGUUCUCAAAUAAAUUUAGGGUUGGGAUGUCGACUGGACGUGGGUAGACGAUGGCGCAGUCCUCUGGGGCAUUUACAAGUAUGGACUGUGCAGUUGGGAAGCGAUAAAGCUCGAUCCGCAGCUUGGGCUCGCUGACAAGAUCUUUAUCAAAGACAAGGUUAUUCUUUGGUUUUUUUUUUCUUCCCUCUGUGCAUCCUCCACACGUGUCAGUUGUUCAAAACGCCUCUUUUCUCUGGUGGCUGCUGCUCGAUUUUCGGGUUUUAGUCGAAAAAGCCGCAGCCCAAGCACCUACAGCAACGCGUCGAUUACCUGCUCAAGUUGAUGAAAAAUCCGACAACCAACAACGAGAAACGAAGAACGACAGGUCCUGAACGAGUUGAGCGCAAGCGGAAGAUGGAGAACGACAAGGAGAAGGACAAAAAUGCUCGUCCUCUCGAGAAGGUUAUCUCUUUUCUAUUUGCAGAAAGGCUAUAGCCAAUUCACGGCUAGCUUGGGGGCGUGGCCUGUCUGCGCUCUCCACCAACCAGACACUGUCUCUUUUUUAUCGUGUCAAAACCCAAUUUUUGAUGGCUCAAGUCUGCCGUGAAAAAGCUAUAUAGCUAUAGUGCUGGCGUUUGAAAGAUGCGACCGCUUUUUUUUUGCUCCAUUGCAAAUUAAUAAAAUACGGACGUUUUGUGAAUUUUCAUUAUUCUUUUAAAAUAGAAUAAAAGUGUAGUUUUUCCGAUUGUUUGCUAGUAAGUAUAGAGAUGCCUCUUUUUUAUUUUUGACAUGUUCAUUUUUCAAACAAUUUUUCAAGAUUUAAGACCGCAGAAGUCAAAAAUUAGGAAUUUCUUGGCCCGUCUUCCUUUUCUCAACUAUGGAGCCGUGCCACGAAAUUACACAUUUUUCUCUUUUUCAAUAGUUCUGUAUGUGAAAAUGUCACCAUUUCGCAGGAGAAAUUGAAAGGUUCAAAUAUAUUUUUUUUUCUGCCCUUGUCUCAUAAUUUUAAACUCAAAUUUGGGAAAUUUUCAGAAGCGCUUUUCUUUAUAGGCGAGGUCAAGCUUAAUUAUCAUUUUUUCCAGAAGAAACGAGAAGAGACUAAAGUCAAAAAAGACGCUGCUCGCGGCGACAAAUCGUUCUCCGAUCAACUUCAACUGCUCAUCAUCGACAAGUCCUUGUACGCGGCCGCAUUGGAGGACCGCACACAGAGUCCCUUUUCUGGUAACUUUCUGACUGAAAGAGAUCCUGAUCGCUUUUUGCAGAAUGCGUGAAACUUUGCCAGCCUGUCCAUAAAUACAUGAAGAAGUUGAACGAGGCGUUGAAAGCGCACAACGAGGCCGACGAAGCUAAAUACAUCCUGCGGCUAGGAGAUUCUUUCAAAGAUAGUUUAGAACAGUUGAUGAAGAGGCUAGUGUCUGCAAAGUUUCCGCUUUCAAUCCCCUUCUUCACAGGAAACCCAACACUAACCUUCGAAAAUGGUACAACUAUCUGUGGAUCUUCCUGUGCAAGUUCGUCCCACGAGAACCCGCCGAGCUCGCUGACCGAUAUCGCUCGCUCUGCUCCUUGGUAUCCGGCAGGAUUUGGUCGUCUUUUCAUCGAUCGGAUUUCAGAAUAAACACAAACACCACAAGGAUAGAUCUCCUCAUCAACGAAAUCACAAAGAUGGCAAGGAAAAGCCCAAGCACCACUCUCACCAUCAUCAUCACCAUCAUCAACAAAAGGUUUUUUACCAUACAAGAAAAUUUUUUAACGAACCAAGCGAAGUUUUAAUCAAUUUUUUAAGCCCUAAUCUUUCACGCCCUGGAUCUCCUAAAACCCAUCUUGCGAGCCCUAGUUUUUUUUUUUGCAAGGUGCUCUCAUGACACUGAAAAUAAGUAAUUUUUGAGAAUUUCGAACAUUAUAGUAACUGAAUUUCAUUAUUAAUUUUUUUUCAAAACUUUUGAAUUAUUUUCUUAUUUCACAUUUUAAGCGGGGCUCCGAUUUUUUCGAGUUUUUUAACUGCAACUUUGGGUAGAAACUUUUCCAAAUCUUUAUGAGGCUAGAUAGACAGCCUGUGGGUUCUUUUGAGCGUUUCUUUGUUUUACCGAAACUCGGAAGGUACACCCAGGGCGUGAAAGAUAAUAAGGCAUGGAAAGGGCGUGAAAAUUAGAGCGUGAAAGAUUAUAAGCCAUUUUUUUCCUGAUUAGGAAACUCCAGGUUUUGCUCUACUGGUUUUUGACAAUUUUUUAUCCAAAUUAUUUUAUUUCACCUUUUUUUCUUUUUGCAAGGAUAACUCAAAAGUAAUACUAUUCAACACCUGGCCCAAAUUUUGAAAAAAAGCUAGAAAAAAGGCUAUUUUCUAUUCUUCAGGAUAAGAAAGAGCCCAACAAAAAAUCGCCAAAAAAGCAUCGAGAGAGCUGA
Molecule: messenger RNA, 11201 nt
Organism: Caenorhabditis auriculariae
Lineage: Eukaryota; Metazoa; Nematoda; Chromadorea; Rhabditida; Rhabditidae
Source: the annotation of a GenBank genome assembly